Molecule: messenger RNA, 2025 nt
Organism: Myxozyma melibiosi
Lineage: Eukaryota; Fungi; Ascomycota; Lipomycetes; Lipomycetales; Lipomycetaceae
Exons: 2
Coding region: 74-1957 (627 amino acids)
Molecular function (GO): MAP kinase scaffold activity
Source: RefSeq, a predicted model, not a curated record
CGUUUGUUUACCCUUUGUCUCUUCUUCUUUCUUCUGUAGAGGAUAUUGUUUGGAUAUAAUAGUGAUAAGAACAAUGGCGUCCUCUCUCUCGCCAUCAUCGCCCUUUGCUCUGCCCGAGCAGUUCGACAAGGCGUUGCGCGUGUACUAUGUCGCCUUUGUCGAGUUCGUCGACUACCGCCCGGACGCAUACCAACCGCCUCCCUCCCCGCGGCAGGCCAAAUCGCGCGACCGCCUGCGCCGAAUGCCGCGCGUGCCGUUCGCGGAGCUGUCGACAGAUGUCUACGACGAACUGCGUCGGCGGCAGCAGUUUGAUGCGCGGCCGGACACGACGCCGGACAAGCUGCCUGCGAACGAGGGGUUUCAUCCGAAGCGGAAUCAGACGCGGAGUCAUCUUGCCGUGCUGCAGCAGGCGCGGUUUAAGGAUUUGGUGAUGGAUGUGCUGGCGGAGGUGAUUAGACGGUCGCCGGGGCUGACUGAUGCGAGCGAGCUUAAUCUGCCUGGAAACGAGACGCCGCCGUCGAUUUCGGUGCCGGUGAUGGACAAGCCGCCUGCGCCGCGGACGAUUACUACGACCACGAAUGCCUCUGCGCCAUACCAGGAACGCCAGGAGAUCGGGAUGGUAGAUGAGAGAUUACCAGUCGCGCGCACGUUGCAUACCGCGACACUGGUGCCGGAGAAAUCAACGAUGGUUGAGAAAUCGGAUGAUUCAGAUGAUUCGGAGGAUGACGGCGGAUCGUCUACCGCCUCGCCGCAGCGAUCGCCGCGUAAGAUCCUCGAGCCGCUGCGUGCCGCUCCACCUGCUCCUGUCCUCCAGGUUGAACCAGCGCGGUCGCCUGCCGAGCCCUUACGGUCGCCUAUGGAGAUCCAGAUGCAGCAGCAGCAGUCGCAGCAGGUGCCGCAGCUGCCUCCUGCGCGGUCGAUGGAGUCACCACAGUCACCGUCGCAAACGUCCCCACGAAACCCGCAGCGCGACAUUUUUGCGCAAUUGCAGGAGAAAUACAGUUCACUGGAGGAGAAAGCGUACGAGAUGGAGACGGAGAUCACGACGUUGCGGGUGAAUUUGGUGGAGAAGGAUAAGCAGCUCGAGUUGCUUUCUGGGACGGUGGAGGAUAAGGGUAGUGAGGAGAAGAUACGAGAGUUGGAGGAGGAGCUGUUUAGGACGCGGGCGGCGAAUAAGAAGAUGACGAUUGAGGUCCAGUUGAUGGAGACUGAUCUGGAUAAGUUUAAGGAGGAGAGGAAGAAGUAUGCGACGACGAGGGAGGUGGUUGGGUUGGACGAGCAUGAGAGCCUACAAGCUAAGCUGCAGAACCAGAGUCAGGUGAUUGAGGAGGUGCGGGCCGAGACGGUGCAGCUAAUUUCAAAACUGCGAGAACUGACUGAAGCCGACAAAGCAUGGCGAACGCGAGUCGAGCGACUGGGCCAGCAAGUGAAAGCACUUGAGGUCGAGAACACAAGACUACGAACGCAGCAGAGCGAGAGCGCUCAAGUGGUGCUGAACGGGCGCGAGAGUGCGUCGCUGCGGUCGAGCGCGGGUGGGUUUCAGAAGGCGGUGAUGGCGCCCGGGGGAGCGGUUGAGCAGAAGAGUUUCGCGACCUUUCAGAUGUAUGUGGAUGAGGUGCUGCGGUUGGCGCCGUACGUCGGAGCCGCGGAGGAGGAUGACGAGCAGGUCAAGACGAGGUUUGUGGACGCGGUGCGCAUGCUCGUCGGGGCAGCCAGACAGGUUUCCGGGGACGAUGAAACCCCGCUGCGCACGGUGGCCACGAACCAGCAGUCGUCGGCCACUACGAAGCUGAAGCUGAAGACGCGGAUCACGGCAGCGUGCAAUAAUGUAGCGGUUGCGGCGAAGAUGCAGUGCGUGAGCGCAGGCCUGGCGCCAGUGUCGGUGCUGGAUGCGGCGGUGGCGGGACUUGUGAGCAGCGUGGUGGAGUUGGUGCGGGUCGUGAAGAUCAGAGGAUGAUGUAUUGUUUUGAUACUGAUGAACUAGAAAUGAUUAUUGUACGAUAAUAACACGGUUUACUACUUCUA